Messenger RNA from Emiliania huxleyi CCMP1516, 2196 nucleotides. RefSeq lists its product as hypothetical. The transcript is spliced from 7 exons. The coding region runs from base 1 to 2196 and encodes 731 amino acids. The record is from RefSeq and is a predicted model, not a curated record. Lineage: Eukaryota; Haptophyta; Isochrysidales; Noelaerhabdaceae.
AUGAGGCACGUCGCGAUGCGUAUCCACGCGGCCAAGGCGCCCCUGGUGGUUGCCGCGCCGCGCGAGCUCUCGCUCUCUGUGCCCGAGCCUGCCGAGGCUGCGGCGGCGCGCCGACUGCUCCGCCGCCCUCCCGCGGGCUGCCCUCGCCUCGAGGCGUCUCGAGGUCUCGAGGGGUCGGGCGGGGGAGCGGGGCCGGUUCUGGCGGAGGACGACCCGCGCACUGUCUACCUCGUCGCCGGCGAGGCUCGCAACGCGUCGCUCCACGUCUUUGCGCACGACCCGCUCGUCAGUGCGGACGGCGUCCCCGCGUCCGAGCGGCUCCUGCUCAACGGCUCGGCGCCGCUGCCGCUGCUGCCGCACUCCGCACAGACGUGCGGCCGCUCCGACAGGCACCUCGUUCCGACUCUCUCCCUCGGCGGCGGCUGCUCCGCCGCGGGCGAGCCUCUCCCGCCCGCUGCCGACGAGCUUGCCGCCGCGCCCCUCGCUGCAAGGGCGGCGCCAGGCAAUGCGGUGGCUCUGGCGGCUGUCGACCUUGCGGGCGGCGGGGAGGCGUGCAGCAGCGCCUUCGACGGGUGCCUUGUGGGCGGCGCUCCGCCAGGCGAGGGCAGUAGCGCUCCCGCCAUCCCAACCUGCCAGUGCGUCCGCUUGCGCGCCUCCUCUGUCGGACUCGCUUCGCUCGACGCGCGGCUCGGCGCGGCGCCCGACGGCUCGUGGGGCGAGCAGCGCGCGUGCGUCCCUCUCGUCGUGCUGCCUCCUCUCGCCGAGGCUACCCUCGUCUACCCCUGGCUCUGCGCUGCGCACGCCGAGGCGCAUCCGCUGCCGCUGCCCUCCGUGUCCGGGGGGUCCGGCUGCGUCAGCUGGCGGGUCGAGCAGGCUGGACCUCAGAGCGCGGCGGCGGUGGCGAGCGAUCGCUACCUCUCGGACGUCCUCCAGCGGUCGGUCGCUCUCUCGUCGCACGUUCCCCCGCCCGAGGCGGCGGUACGACUCUGCGCGCCGGCCGAGACGGCGCGCAAGGGCGACCCCUCCCUUCCGGCGGAGCACCUCGAGUUUUCGAACCUGCCAUCCGCGCUGGUCCGCGCCGCUGCGGGCGACGACUCCUCCCUCCGCCCCCGCAUCGACGCGACGACGAGGCUGCUCGCGGUCGAGUUCGUGGGAGGGAGGCUGGAAGGGGGGCGGGUCGUGCCGGGGGCGCGGCCACACUCGCUCGUCGUCGCGCUGCGGUGCCACGCGCCGCACGAGCAGCGCGUGCGCGUGCACCACGCGCCAUCCAACUUCUCCCUCUCCUUCUCCGUCGCCUGCUCGCCGCCUCUCCGCCCGGUGCAGCACGCGUGCGAGCACGACGCCGUCCGCGGCGCCGAGCAGCGGGGCCGCUGCCCCGUCCCCCUCUCCCUCGGCUCCAACGGCUCCUUCCGGCUGCGGGGCCUCUGGCCCGGCGCGGGCGUGGCGGCGGAGGAGCUGCCGCCCGAGGAAGCCCCCGCCGCAGCGCUGGCAGACCUCUCCACCGCCGACGUCUCGCCCCCGUGCGGCGGCGACGGCGCCUGCGAGGGUGAGUGGGAGGUCGCCGUCCGCGGCAGUAAGCUCGGCCCGGCGCGGGUCGCCUUCUCGGUCGCCGGCCACCCGUCGUGUGCGUCGCUGCCCGUGGCUGUCCGCGUCAGGCACGCGGGCUUCGUGGCCGCUUGCCCUUCCUCGCAGCUCGCACUCGGCGCCUCGAUGCGGUGCCACGCGCUCCCCGCCGCCGUCGCCGAGAGCGGCGCCGCGACCGACCCGGCCGCCACCGCGCGCAUGCUCGACGGCGCGACCUUCGAGUGGCGGACCGAGGGCGGGCUCGCGGUCGUCGAGCCCCCCGCCGCAGCCAGCGCCAGCCGCGAGGCGCCUCGGCUCGGAGAGGCGCAGGGCACUGCUGCGCGCGAGAGCGCCGCGUCGGUGGUGGUGACUGGCAUCGCGACAGGCCGCGCCUCGCUCCGGCUGCGCGCCUCGUCCGCCCCCGACGAGUACACGGACUCGCUCGCCGUGCUCGUGCGCCCGCGGCUGCGGCUGGCGACGCCCCCGGAGCUGCAGGCGGCGCACGCGGACCCGCCCGUCGUGCCUCCGAAUGCGACCGUCCAGCUCGAGGCUGAGCCGUCCGCCGACGCCGAGGCGCGCCGCUGGCAUGAGACCAGAUCAUCAUGUCUCAGAUGUCACACCGAGGCGCCUUAA